Messenger RNA from Haliotis rubra (blacklip abalone), 977 nucleotides. RefSeq names its product cytosolic iron-sulfur assembly component 2B-like. Gene Ontology annotation, biological process: iron-sulfur cluster assembly. Lineage: Eukaryota; Metazoa; Mollusca; Gastropoda; Lepetellida; Haliotidae. The record is from RefSeq and is a predicted model, not a curated record. The transcript is spliced from 5 exons. The coding region runs from base 26 to 496 and encodes 156 amino acids. Gene Ontology annotation, cellular component: cytosolic [4Fe-4S] assembly targeting complex.
ACUAUUUUUGUUUUUGUAUUUCAAAAUGGCCGGGGACCUCGACAAUGCGAACCCUGUCAUUUAUCAAAAAGCCAAGGACAGGGAUAUUCUGCCAGAAAAUGAAGACGAAGACGUAGUUGAUGAAAUAGACACAAGAGAAGUGUUUGAUCUUAUUCGCAUUAUUAAUGACCCUGAACAUCCCCUGUCUCUUGAGGAGCUGAAGGUCGUGGAAGAGUCAAGAGUUCAGGUGAGUGACCAGGACAACUAUGUGAAGAUUGAGUUCACCCCCACCAUCCCUCACUGCAGCAUGGCUACACUCAUCGGACUGUCCAUUCGGGUCAAGCUCAUCAGGUCACUGCCAGCUAGGUUCAAGGUUGAUGUGAGCAUUACACCAGGAACCCAUGCAUCAGAAGAAGCAGUAAACAAGCAGCUGGCAGACAAGGAGAGAGUUGCAGCAGCCCUGGAAAACUCACACUUGCUGGAGGUGGUCAACCAGUGUCUUUCUGCACGGAGAUAGGCACUGAGGGGAUAUCUAAUCAGUUUCACCCAUACAAUAGCUCUUGCAUGAAGAUGCCAAACUUUCCUUCGACUCUGUCAGAUGUACUGACAAAUCAACCAGUCAACACUGAGGCUUGUAAUUCUUUGUAGCAGCAAGGCAUGCAUUCAGGCUGCAAACAUAAUUUCUAUAUCACAAAAUAGACAUAAAUAUGCAGUGCCAAUAAAUAAAAGAGCCAUUAAUAUAGCGUGGAUGUUUUGUACACCAUGACAUCAACACACAAGACUGUGCUAACAAGAGCAUUUAUUUCUUCCGUGUGGGUGUUCCACAUCAUGUCUGAGUGUUUGACGUUCUUUUCAAAUCUUCAUGCAGAGAGGUAUUAUUAGAGAGUAAAAUGUUUGAUCAUCAUCAGUUUGAGUGAGAUUAUUGUGAUGGGAAUCUCAGAUUGUUGCUGCACAAAUAUAUUUAUCACCACAACCAGAACAUGCUUCUCAUUGAUAGG